Messenger RNA from Ochotona curzoniae (black-lipped pika), 918 nucleotides. RefSeq names its product olfactory receptor 2M4-like. Gene Ontology annotation, biological process: G protein-coupled receptor signaling pathway. Gene Ontology annotation, cellular component: membrane. The transcript has a single exon. The annotation marks the transcript as partial. Gene Ontology annotation, molecular function: olfactory receptor activity; G protein-coupled receptor activity. NCBI's taxonomy places the organism in Eukaryota, Metazoa, Chordata, Mammalia, Lagomorpha, Ochotonidae. The record is from RefSeq and is a predicted model, not a curated record.
ACUUUCAGCCCCACCUUCAUCCUGCUGGGGAUCUUCGACCACAGCUCCACUCACACCUUCCUCUUCAUGCUCAUCCUGGCUGUCUUCUUAGUGGCCCUGAUGGGGAACUCAGCCAUGGUCCUCCUCAUCCAUGUGGAUGCCCAGCUCCACACACCCAUGUGUGUCCUGCUCAGCCAGCUUUCCCUCAUGGACCUCAUGCUCAUCUGCACCACCGUGCCCAAGAUGGCCUUCAACUACCUGUCCGAGAGGAGAACCAUCUCACCAGCCAGCUGUGGAACCCAGAUCUUCUUCUAUGUCUCGCUGCUAGGAAUGGAAUGCUUCCUGUUGGCAGCCAUGGCCUAUGACCGUUAUGUGGCCAUUUGCCAGCCCUUGAGGUACCCGAUUCUCAUGAGCCACAAAGUGUGUGGGCUCCUGGUGGCUGCAUCCUGGCUGUUGGGCUCACUGGAUGGCCUCAUUGUACUGGUGGCCACCCUGUUGUUCUCUUACUGUGGCUCCCUGGAGAUUCGCCACUGUUUCUGUGAUGUGACUGCCCUCCUGCCUCUGUCAUGCACAGACACAUCUGCAUUUGAAAGACUGCUCUUCAUCUGUUGUGUGGUGAUGUUGAUCUUCCCAGUGACUGUCAUCACCAUCUCCUAUUCCCAUGUCCUCAGAGCUGUCCUCCACAUGGGCUCCGCUGAAGGCCAUCACAAAGCCUUUGCCACCUGCUCCUCCCACCUGUCUGUGGUAGGAUUCUACCAUAGGGCCGCCAUGUUCAUGUACAUGAGACCUGCCUCUAGUCACACUCCAGAUGAGGACAAGAUGGUGUCAGCCUUCUACACCAUCCUGACCCCCAUGCUCAACCCCCUUAUCUACAGCCUGAGGAACAGGGAAGUGGCCAGGGCUCUUAAGAAGCUUUUGAGGAAGGGAACGGCUGCAUAA